This is a messenger RNA of Penicillium malachiteum, 318 nucleotides long. RefSeq lists its product as uncharacterized. The record is from RefSeq and is a predicted model, not a curated record. NCBI's taxonomy places the organism in Eukaryota, Fungi, Ascomycota, Eurotiomycetes, Eurotiales, Aspergillaceae. The coding region runs from base 1 to 318 and encodes 105 amino acids. The transcript is spliced from 2 exons. Gene Ontology annotation, cellular component: mitochondrial inner membrane; mitochondrion. Gene Ontology annotation, biological process: mitochondrial respiratory chain complex IV assembly.
AUGUCCUCAUUUAUUCGCCGGCUCCAGGGCGGAAACCUGGAAGUCGUUAAGUUCGGCAUGUACGUCCUCUUCCCCAUCGGUUGGAUGUACUACUUCGGCACAAACCUCGACGACCGCUUCAGCGUAAAGGGUUUCUGGCCCACCGCCGAACAAUCACACAAGAUCCCACUCGACAAGGAAGAGAUCGAUAAAGAAUUGGCGCGCAUGCGCAUGGUGGAAACUGUUCGUCGGGAGAGACGGGAGCGGGAAGUUGCGGCUUUGCAGGCUCAACAGGCUCAGGUUCAGGCGCAGGCGCAGACUGAGUCAAGUCAACAAUAA